AGUUCCGACACAGAACGAUCAGCCAUGGUGAAGGCGCGCAAGAUCGUGAUCGCCCGCGUGUUCCAGGGCGAGCCGCGGCCCGAGGACUUCCGCAUCGAGGAGGAGGACGUGCCGGCCCUCCGCGAUGGCCAGAUACUCGCCGAGGCAGUCUACAUCAGCGUCGAUCCCUACCAGAGGGCGUACAAGAACUUGCACCAAGUCGGCGCCACCAUGAUCGGCUCACAGGUGGCCCGCAUUGUGGAGAGCCGUGCUGCGGACUUCCCAGUGGGGCGAUACGUGGUCGGCUACUGGGGGUGGCGCGACCGCACGGUGGCCGAUGUGGGGCUUGACGCGCCCUACUUCAUGUCUCCGGCCAUGCUGGUGCCAGACCUGGGGGAGCUGCCCCUCUCCCUCUCUCUGGGGGCCCUGGGCAUGCCCGGCAUCACGGCCUACUUUGGACUGCUGGAGGUCUGCAAGCCUAAGGAAGGAGAGGUCGCCGUAGUCAGUGGGGCAGCAGGCGCUGUGGGGUCAAUAGUUGGGCAGAUAGCGCGUCUCAAGGGCUGCACAGUAAUUGGCUUCGCGGGAUCAGACGCUAAGGUGAAGUGGCUGAAAGAGGAGUUGGGAUUCCAUCACGCAUUUAACUACAAGACGAAUGACGUCACAGAGGCGCUGAAGCAGGCGGCACCUGACGGCGUCGACGUGUACUUCGACAACGUGGGCGGCGAGAUGAGCAGCGCAAUCAUCAACAGCAUGCGAGAGUACGGUUGCAUCUCCGUGUGCGGCGCGAUAUCUGGAUACAACGAGUCUAACCUCCCGAAGGCUACCAUCAUCCAGCCCGCAGCCGUGUUCAAGCAGCUCCGUAUGGAGGGGUUCCUGUAUUCACGGUGGCACGACCGCUGGGAAGAGGGCAUUACCCAGCUGACGCAGUGGGUCCGAGAGGGAAAAAUCAAAUACUGUGAGACUGUAACAGAAGGGUUUCAAAACACCCCCAAAGCCUUCGCCGGUAUGCUGCAGGGUGACAACUUGGGGAAGGCUGUUGUUAAAGUGUGAAGAACUGUAGUGCAUCGGAAACAAUUUCACAAGCAGGACAAGGACAAUUUCUUCCAGUAUUUUGUACACAGAACAUCGAGAGAAAGGUGCAUGAUUGCAACGGAACGUUCUUCAUAACUUAUGUUUGUGGUUUCAGUUUUCCAAUACCAUUCCACAUCAUUAUAAAAAUUGAAUAAAUACAUGAAAAUAAAUAUUAUAAGUGGAUAGUUUGUGUUGUUGCCCCAGAUAAUAAUUAUACUAAUAUUUUGUCAGGAUUUGUAAUUGGUGGGUCCUUGAGGUACAGCAAUACGCGAACACAACAAGUAAGUUUAAACAAUUUUAUUAACAAAGGCGGAUUAUAAAACACGCACGCAACGCGCACCUAUCAUCACUGUGUCUGACAUCCUAACAGAGGUUAAUUACGGUCGCAUCGAAAGGCUCCAUGGUGAGCUAAGAAAAGAGACAUACUCGGGCCUGAGGACACGCUAGUUAAUACUGCACGCUGCAGAUGGCGGCCAGUGGCGUACUCUGCUUUGCAGUGCGUCUGGACGCUCGUCUACUGACCAAGCAAAUUGUCAGCAUUCCAGACAGGUCGGCUGGUGAGCGCGUGUUACGUACCGUAUGGCUGUGCGCAACACAUAGACCCUUACAUCACUCUCCCCAGAGAAAAAGAGCAACUAUAGGUGGCUCAAAGCGACUUCCUGGACGUUAUGAAUCUAUUUCGCCAUUUGCAGCAUCACAAGGCAUUGCAACAUGUACCGGGUGAUCAAAAAGUCAGUAUAAAUUUGAAAACGUAGUAAACCAUGGAAUAAUGUAGAUAGAGAGGUAAAAAUUGACACACAUGCUUGAAAUGACAUGGGGUUUUAUUAGAACCAAAAAAAACCACAUUGAUAGACGCAUGAAAGAUCUCUUGCGCGCGUCGUUCGGUGAUGAUCGUGUGCUCAGCCGCCACUUUCGUCAUGCUUGGCCUCCCAGGUCCCCAGACCUCAGUCUGUGCGAUUAUUGGCUUUGGGUUUACCUGAAGUCGCAAUUGUAUCGUGAUCGACUGACAUCUCUAGGGAUGCUGAAAGACAACAUCUGACGUCAAUGCCCUACCAUAACUCCGGACAUGCUUUACAGUGCUGUUCACAACAUUAUUUCUCGACUACAGCUAUUGUUGAGGAAUGAUGGUGGACAUAUUGAGCAUUUCCUGUAAAGAACAUCAUCUUUGCUUUGUCUUACUUUGUUAUGCCAAUUAUUGCUAUUCUGAUCACAAAAAGCGCCAUCUGUCGGAAAUUUUUUGAACUUUUGUAUUUUUUGGUUCUAAUAAAACCCCAUGUCAUUCCAAGCAUGUGUUUCAAUUUGUACCUCUCUAUCUACAUUAUUGCGUGAUUUAUUCAGUUUUCAAAUUUAUACUGGCUUUUUGAUCACCUGGUAUUUCAUUUGCAAACACAGUAACUUUCGAAACAGAGAAGCGUGCCUUCAGGGUGACAAUUUCAUACAUGAAAAGUGUUUUUGACAAAAGACAAAUUAAUAAAAGCAAUAAAAACACGAUACUGACAAUCCAGUAUGCAUUAACAUUGCUGGAUGAAUCGAAUGACUUAAUUCUAUUCGCUGCUAC
This is a messenger RNA of Schistocerca gregaria, 2608 nucleotides long. RefSeq names its product prostaglandin reductase 1-like. NCBI's taxonomy places the organism in Eukaryota, Metazoa, Arthropoda, Insecta, Orthoptera, Acrididae. The coding region runs from base 25 to 1029 and encodes 334 amino acids. Gene Ontology annotation, cellular component: cytoplasm. The transcript is spliced from 3 exons. The record is from RefSeq and is a predicted model, not a curated record. Gene Ontology annotation, biological process: prostaglandin metabolic process. Gene Ontology annotation, molecular function: 2-alkenal reductase [NAD(P)H] activity; 15-oxoprostaglandin 13-reductase [NAD(P)+] activity.